Molecule: messenger RNA, 977 nt
Organism: Chironomus riparius
Lineage: Eukaryota; Metazoa; Arthropoda; Insecta; Diptera; Chironomidae
Source: the annotation of a GenBank genome assembly
UAAAACUUCAGUUAAUCGUCGUAACUUGCCUAGAAAUGAAGUGUACAAUUUUAUUCUUACUCGCAAUUGCUGUAAUUGCUGAGGAAAUAGAAAGAGACAGAAGAAUUACUGGUGGUUCUCCAGCAGCACGAAAUCAGUUCCCAUGGCAUGCAAGAAUUGAGCCAUUUAAUGGACUUUCAAGAAGAUUAUGUGGUGGAGCAUUAAUCAGAUUUAAUUGGGUAUUAACAGCUGGGCAGUGCAUUUAUGGUGCUAGAGAUAUAAUUGUGAGAUUAGGGAUUGUAAAUAUCAUAGAAGGCGGUGCCACUUCCUUUUUAAUCAGUAACGCUAACCACAUCAUCACUUACCCAAAUUAUAAUGGAGAUUAUGAGCACUCCAUUUUUGAAAAUGACAUUGGAUUGAUCUUUGUUCAAGGAGCAACAGAAAAUAUUUUAGGCAGCAGAAUCAACAUAAUUCGACUUCCAAAUGCAAACGCAAACUUCACAGAUCAUUUUGGAUUAGUAACUGGAUUUGGAUUCGUGGGAGAUAAUGAUAAUGCUAUACAAUCAAUGGAGCUUCGAUUUGCAAUCAUGCCAAUUACUACUCGUGAGUCAUGUGUACAGCAACAUGGAACUUCAGUUAUUACUGACAAUCACAUUUGUGCUAACUCAUUUGGUGGAUCAUCAACAUGUUUGGGAGAUGAAGGAGCUCCUUUGAUUACAUAUGUAAAUUUAAGUCCAGUCCUUGUUGCCAUUGGAAGUACACCAUUAAGGCUUUGUACACAAGAAUAUCCUGCAAUUUUCACAAGUGUUGUGCGUUAUCUUAAUUGGAUUAAUAGUGUGAUUUUGGUUGUGCCUUUUUAAUUUGUGCUUCUGAUACUUUAAUCUUAUUGGGUGUAUGACGUCAUUUGUGAAUGACCCCAAGUGUUAAUUCAUCAGUUUUGUCACAAUAAAAAUUCUUCAAAAAACGAGAAAUAUUUUUGAGAUUUUUUAUUAAAAUUU